This is a messenger RNA of Aphanomyces invadans, 519 nucleotides long. RefSeq lists its product as hypothetical. Bases 46 to 396 code for a protein of 116 amino acids. NCBI's taxonomy places the organism in Eukaryota, Oomycota, Saprolegniomycetes, Saprolegniales, Verrucalvaceae. The transcript is spliced from 3 exons. The record is from RefSeq and is a predicted model, not a curated record.
AGUUUUGACACUAUUUUUCGCACAAUUGAAUCGCAGGUCCACGGAAUGGAAUCGACAAAGGCACCGGUUGCACCGGCGCUGACCCUGGAGGAGAAGGCAUGGUUCGAGCAGCGAAAGAAAGAUCUCCAGCAGUAUAGUUCCAUCGGUGCUGCGACUGGCGCUGUCGUCAGCGCAGCCAUUACAUUUGUUGGCCCCUUCCCUCGACGCUACCAGAUAGCUACCAUCUUGGGGUCAUCGCUUAUCGGCAGUCUGUCAGGAUAUUUGUGGGCAGACACGAAAUCUCUUGAAAGGAUCAACGACUUGAGUGCGACGUCGCAGUUGAGAAAGCAACUGACCAAGAUUCAGCAAACGAAGAAGGCGGCAGAGGCAGCAACGGCGGCGGCCAAAGCGUCGUAGCCCUUCGAAAUGUCCUCAUUGCCCCUCAAAAUGUCCUCUUUCUCGUCGGGGUAGCCCGUGGAGCCAUUCAACGCCGGACGCUGGAUAAAAUUGGGUAGUGAAAUGAAAUUUCCAUUACAUGCA